Molecule: messenger RNA, 1206 nt
Organism: Penicillium arizonense
Lineage: Eukaryota; Fungi; Ascomycota; Eurotiomycetes; Eurotiales; Aspergillaceae
Product: RTA1 domain-containing protein
Exons: 1
Coding region: 1-1206 (401 amino acids)
Cellular component (GO): membrane
Source: RefSeq, a predicted model, not a curated record
AUGGCUCGGGCAACUCCAGUCCAAACGGCUGUUCCUCAGGCUGGAGUAGUCCGGCGAGAAGCCACGACGACGUCCGCGACGAACGCGGAGGCCACCAUGGCGGCAACCACGACAGCAACGGAGUUUGAAUUAACUUUGAGUCUGGAUCUACCAUCCGACACAUGUACGCCGACCAUAGCGCCCGACAAGAAUGGCUAUGUGCCGCCAGGGGAGUGCAACGCCUUAUACCUUUAUUACCCGUCUUUCAAAGCUGCCAUUGCUGCCACCGUGAUUUUCGGGCUCAUCCUAGUAGCCCAUUUUGUGCAAGCGACCAUGUACAAAGCGGGCUUUGUCUGGGUAAUACUUAUGGGAACCGCGUGGGAGACUGUAGGCUAUGGGACGCGCGCCUUAAGCACUCGCAAGCAACAAGACAACACUGUCGCGACCGUCACCCAGAUGUUCAUUCUUUUGGCCCCAUUAUGGGUCAAUGCAUUUGACUAUAUUGUUUUGGCUCGGAUGAUCAACUUCUUUGUCCCGGAGCGUCGCAUCGGCAUAUUCAAACCUUCCUUGCUGGCCAAGAUCUUCGUUUUUCUCGACUUUGGCUCCUUCAUUAUCCAAAUGAUUGGAGGUUUCAUGGCCACUGGUACCUCAGAACAGCAAAUGAACGGCAUCCACGUCUACAUGGCCGGCAUCGGCAUCCAACAAUUUUUCAUCGUCUGCUUUUUGGUCCUAGCUUUCCAGUUCCAUCGGUUAAUGCUGAAGCUAGAUCGGACCGGUCGGUUAUUUGGCGAAAAGCAGAACUGGCGUAAACUACUUUACGUUCUAUAUGCCAGUCUGCUUUUCAUCACUGUGCGUAUCUUCUACCGCUUGGUGGAGUUUUCAUCAGGCUACGGGGAUAACAACCCCAUCCCAUACCAUGAAUGGUAUAUGUAUGUGUUUGAUGGCAUUCCGAUGGCUUUUGCCGUUCUUGUCUGGAACUUUGCGCCACCCGGCGCUGUGCUACAGGGCCCAGACGCGAAGAUGCCGUCCAGCGGCAUCGGCAAGCUUCUCUGUUGUAACGGUUGUGGCUGCUGUGGAGGUUGUUGCUGUCGAACCUGCCGGAAGCGAAGCAAGGGAAAGAAAGAUAUGCAGAGACUACCCGACAACGAUUUCUAUGGAGAUGAUGUACCACUCCACCACCGUGACGCGUCACCUUUCAGGGACACGAGAUAUUCUUCCGUUCGCUGA